Molecule: messenger RNA, 1092 nt
Organism: Lolium perenne
Lineage: Eukaryota; Viridiplantae; Streptophyta; Magnoliopsida; Poales; Poaceae
Product: zinc finger protein ZAT3-like
Source: RefSeq, a predicted model, not a curated record
GUUUCUCUAUUUCCAUUUCCCUCUCCCAAGUCCCAACCACCUCCCGUGCGAACUCCAUGGAACCUCCUCCUGAUCCUGCUGCUGGUCCUCUUCCGGCGCCACCGCAGCCCCAUGAGACUACGCUCACGCUCACUCUAGCGCUAUCCCCUCCUGCGCUGAUCCCGCCGAAGCCGCGGCCGCGGAGGCCGAGGGCCGAAGGCGGCGCCAGCCCCAGGUCGCGAUUCUCGCUCACCGGUGACACGCCUCCUUGCAGUGAGUGCGGAAAGUGCUUCCCUUCAGCAAAGGCGCUCUUCGGUCACAUGCGCUGCCACCCGGAGCGCCCGUGGCGCGGGAUCACGCCUCCGUCGUCGCCGCACUCUCGCCACGGCGCCGCCGCCGGGCAGUUCACCGUGCAGGAGCGCGACGUCGCCAACAGCCUCCUGAUGCUCUCUGGCGCGCGGACCGGCGCUGGUAAAGGAAAGAAGAUCGUUAAUGUUUCUGCCAUUACUCCUAGCGCGACGACGGAGAGCUGCGGCACGUCGGCGUCUGCGGCGCCAACGGGGCAGGUCAACUUCGACGACCACAAGUGCAGCGUCUGCGACCGCGGGUUCGCCAGUGGGCAGGCGCUCGGCGGUCACAAGCGGUGCCACUGGGAUAAGGCUUGCGCGGGGGUGGUGGUGAUCGCUACCACUCCUGCCGGCAGCGGCGCGUCUCCAGUGUCGUCGUCGGAGGCGGCAGUGCUAGACCUCAACCUGCCACCGUCGCCGAGACUAGGGACACUUCCGGUGCUGAAGAGCGACCAAGGAAGCAGCCUGAACGACAUGCUGGAUUUGAAGCUUGGGUAUUAGGAUUUACGGCUAGCUGGCUGAUCGAGUUUCAGAGCCUCACUAUGCAUGCUAACUAUAGUAGCUACGUUUGAUGUGUGUAUGAAUGUAUGUAUGUAGUGUAUAUCUGUAUAUUGAUGUCUGCUUGGUUUAGGUGUGCUGAUUCAGAAAGGACGUUUUCUAAUCUUUCUGAAUCGACUUUCGGUUGCUUAAGUUGAAGUAUGUGAUAUGUACUAAGUGUAAAAUACCCAGCUGUACGUGUGUAUAAAAUAGUGAUGUAUAUGUGUGA